Molecule: messenger RNA, 1254 nt
Organism: Diaporthe amygdali
Lineage: Eukaryota; Fungi; Ascomycota; Sordariomycetes; Diaporthales; Diaporthaceae
Exons: 1
Coding region: 1-1254 (417 amino acids)
Source: RefSeq, a predicted model, not a curated record
AUGCUCGAAAUUCCCGUCAUACAAGUGCUCGAAAAAGAGCGGUACUUCACCCAACAUUUACUUUCUCUGCCUGACGCUAUCCCUUAUGCACCGCUGGGCCCCUCCUCUGUCCGCGUCCGGACGAAGGUGAUGUCUCUCACUUCGAACAAUAUGACCUAUGCGAAGGCUGGGUUCCUCAUGAAGUUGUGGGGCAUCCAUCCUCUUCCACCCUCGACGCCGGCACCGUUCAAUGAUGCUACCAAGUACGGCCGCAUCAACUGCUGGGGCUUUGCUGAGGUGCUGGAUUCGACACAUCCUUCGGUGGAGAAGGGCAGCUAUCUGUGGGGGUACUUGCCAAUCGGAACGCUUCCACAAGAUCUCAUACUGCAAAAGGGCGAGGUUCCUGGCCAAGUCUUCGUCAAGAAUGACUAUCGCCAAGACAUCUUCCCAAUGUACAACCGAUACUCCAUCUUUCCCCCGAACCUGCGCUCGAGUAUUGAAGCCAAGACGGAAAGCGUGGCUUACGAUGCAAUUGUGCGCAUCAUGUUUGAGACGGCGUACUUGGUCAACCGCUUCGUCUUCACGUCUGACCCGAAGGACACAGUCAACCCUGGGCCGGGCGAUGCGGAAUGGGGUCCAAGAAAGGCGGAUAUCGAGGGGGCUACUAUAAUUUGUCUUGCUCCAGGCUCUAAAGUUGCAUUGUCAUUCGUGCGGGAGUUGAGACAUGGCCGGAAGAAAGCAGUUGCAAAAGUUAUUGGUGCGGCCAGCAGUUACUCCCUUGAAUUUGUCAGGGGAACUGGAGAGUACGACGAGGUAAUUUCCACGAGUGAAGAGCCAUCCGAUGUGUUGAUCGGAAUUCCUGAUAGUGCCAAAGUUGUCUUGGUAGACUUUGGCGGCCGUGGUGGCAUUGCUCAGAAAUGGGCUGAAGCCAUGUCCAAGACUCACAGAGAGGUUCUGUUGAUGCUAUGUGGCUUGGAAAUUUCUGAGGAAUCUUCAUCCAACGUGUUGGCCGGCUUUCAGCAGAUCCAGUCUUCUGCUCCGACAUACGAGUCUAUGCAGAUCAAUGCCAGCGACAUUCGAGACCGUGCUAUUGCAAAGGUUGGAGAGGAGCGAUACUUUAGAGAGUUCGAAGAGGCUUGGGACACUUUCAAGAAGGAUUCAAUUAAAGGCUUGAAGAUACACUGGGGGGACGGCAUGGAAGCCGUGAUAAAAGGGUGGGACUCACUCGCCGCCGGAAAGGCGCAGCCAAAUGAGGGGCUUGUUUAUGUGAUAUAG